Molecule: messenger RNA, 1416 nt
Organism: Betta splendens (Siamese fighting fish)
Lineage: Eukaryota; Metazoa; Chordata; Actinopteri; Anabantiformes; Osphronemidae
Gene: cfap73
Product: cilia and flagella associated protein 73
Exons: 8
Coding region: 136-1074 (312 amino acids)
Source: RefSeq, a predicted model, not a curated record
CCUUUAAAAGGGCCUGGUUUGCGUUGCCAUAGAAACCACGAGCAGGACGGAAAGUUUGAAGCGGUGACCCACGAGAAAAAAAAAACAGUCGUACUGUAUAUCGACAUUUCUUGAAGCACUGACCGACACCAAGGCAUGAGCCAUACGCCCGUCGGCGAGGAGCCCGGCGCUCGGAACGGGACGGCGCGGCGGAGCGCCGAGGCUUCGGUCACCGACCUGACCAACGUCAUGGUGGAAAUGCAGAAGGUGCGCGAGGGGGAGAAGGAGGCGGACGCGGCGCACCGCGAGCGCGUCAAGGCGCUGGAGAGUCUGGAAAAACACAUGCAAGAGAUGCAAGAGAGCUACGCAAGUGCACAUGAUUCCAAGUGCUACGAUCUGUGUCGCAAGCACGAAGAGGCUUCCCAAGCUGCUGAGAAGGCAGAGAGGGAGCACCGCGAGAGGCUCCAGAAGGAGGCCGAGCUGGAGAGGCUCAAGGAGGAGCACGCUCAACUGCUGGAGAGGAAACGGGAGGUGGAGGUGAAGAUUCAGAGGAAGAGGCCGGUGUGGAACUUCAUGACGGACGUGCUGAAAAUGACCACGUUUAAAGAUAUAGAAGCAUACACAGGUUAUUUGGGGAGUCUCCUCCACUUCAGGGAGCAGCUCUUUGAGAAGUACAGUGAGAUCCAGAAGCUGGCAGACCUGCUGAGAACAUCUCUGGUGGCAAUGGAGGACAAGCACUACUUGGUCCAGCUUGAAAAUAACAAUAAGCUUUCAACGCUGCAGACCAAUCUGGAUGAGACUCUGGCUGAACUUCUGAUAUGGGAGAGCGAGUGGAACCAAAUUCGAGAAAAAGCUGCCAAAAAAACCCUCCUGCUCGGACAGAUCAAGAUGGCGGCGCUGAACCUCUUUGAAAUGGCAGGUGAAGCGGUGGACGACAACAACAUCAGCAUGAGCGACACGGAGAAACAGCUGGACAAAGUCCAGCUGUUCAUCCGAGACUGUGACAUUAUAGUGAAAAUGUACGAAGCCGCCUGUGAGCGAGCCAAAACUGCAAAGCUCAAAAGGCCGACUGGAACCCGCAGUAAAAAGGUUUAACCUGCUGUAAAAAGGUUUAACCUGCUGUAAAAAGGUUCAAGGUAGUUACAGUGUGCUACUGUAAAUUUGAAUUCAGCCACUUGGUCCAUUAAAGGCUGGUUUACUGGAUGCACCAAUGAACUUCACAAUAAACUUGAGCCAAUUAGUGCCUUUUAAUUAAUACAGUUUAUACUAUAUAUUAUAAUACCUUUUAUUUGUUAAAUCAGAUUAUUUAGUCAGAACAUGUUUCAGAUUUGGACACCUGCGUAACCAAAAACACAUCAAACUGCAAAAAAUACUGUCUAUGCAAAGAUCCUUCUGAUGUUUCCUAAAUAUGGUGUCUGAUUAUAAAUUAUGAACUUA